Girardinichthys multiradiatus is the source of this 4665-nucleotide messenger RNA. RefSeq names its product basic helix-loop-helix family, member a15 (gene bhlha15). The transcript has 6 exons. Gene Ontology annotation, molecular function: protein dimerization activity. Lineage: Eukaryota; Metazoa; Chordata; Actinopteri; Cyprinodontiformes; Goodeidae. The record is from RefSeq and is a predicted model, not a curated record. The coding region runs from base 2225 to 2800 and encodes 191 amino acids.
UUUCUUCGUGUUACAUCCUCAAAUUUUAGCUGAUUUUAUUGGGAUUUUAUGUAACACACGGUAGUGCAAAAUUGUGCAGCGAAUGAAAGAAAAUUCAUAAUUUUUAAAAUGAUGUACUAAUAAAAAAUAUGAAAGCGUGGCAUGUAUUUAUAUUAUGCCCCUUAACUCUUAUACCACUAAAUGAAAUCCAGUGCAAAGACUUGCCUUCCAAAUUGGUAAAGAUAUUCCACCUGAGUGUAAUUCAGUGUCAAAGAUGCUCUCCUCCACCUCGGGCAGGGAAGCUACUUAUAGUUGAUGAGAAGAUGCAUGGUGUAAAGUUCAGGGCAAUCCUGUAAUAAAAGCUGUUUAAAACAUCAAAUGAUUUGAGGAUGCGGCGAAAGUUCACCGUCCAGCUGGACGAAAACUUCAAGCAUACAAUGUCAACUACUUAAAUGGCCCAGUCAAAGUCCAGACCUAAAUCUAACUGAGAAUCAGUGGAAAAACAUGCAAAUUUAUGUUCAGAGGCACCCUCCAUCCAGUCUGACUGAGCUUGAGCAGAAAUAAUGUCCAUCAAAUUUCAUAGAUGCCCACAAAGACUUGCAUCCAAAGGUAGUCCUACAAAGCAGUGACUUAAAGGAACUGAUUACAAAUUCACACCACAUUUUCCAGAUUUUUAUUUGUAAACCAUUUUUAAAACAAUGUAUUAUAUUUUUCCACUUCAGAAUAAUCUAUUUUGGUAUAUCAAAUAAACAAUAUAGAAUUUCUGGUUGUAACAAAUGUGACAAAAUGUGAAAAAUCUCAGGGGUUAUGACUGCUUUUACAAUAAACUGUAUCCAUAGCUGUGGCACCUACAUUGUUAUUCUUAUAAUCAGACACUGUGUUGCAUUAACACUAAGGUUAUUGAUUGUAUCCGGCAGAGAGCUUGAUAUGUGAGUUCUUUGUCCUUCCUUUGCCCUCACAUCGUUUUCGUUCUCCUUUACAUCCCCUCUUGUUUCGCAGCCCCUAGUUUUCCACCCUCCUCCCUUUCAUUUUCAGUACAUCUUUCUGUCUCCUCUCUCUUGUCUCUUUCAGAAAACUCUGUGGGUUUUCCACGGUCUGGUAAGAGCAGCAGGAUGACUGAGCUUUUAAGAAUGCACGAUGGAAGACUGCUGAUAUUUAUUCAGGCCUGGGAGUGAAAGACCAAAUAAUGGACCUGAAUGAAGAGGCCCACUGGCGGAUUUCCUCAGAGCAGAUGACAGAGCUUGCAGGGGACCAUGAAGAGGGUACCUGCAUCUAUGUCCUUGAUUGCAAUAAGUACUCAGCCCUAAACUCUUGGAGAAGCACUGAGCACACAUCAUAUUGCCUAACUUUAUCUCGUUUAUACUUUCCUCACCACUUUUGUCCUCCAACAGAGCUCGUCCAACAAUCAUCGCUAACUUUUUUAGAUCCCUUUAUCAAAGGUUUUCUAAACCAGAACAACCAGACAGGACCUACUUUCCAUACAAAGGACAUUUUUUAUUGGAUUAAAAACUUUUUGAAGGAAGCAACCCAACCUCAUACCUUUGUGAUGGAUACCUUCAACAGGUUCAUCAUUCUUUCUGAUAAUUGUAUAACUAUAAAUAAAUUAUGUGGUAUUUACUCCUCUCAGAAUUUGAGGACAUUUGUGAAAUAUAGAGGAAGUUCUGGUAGUGAUUACAAGAUGUCUGUUAUAAAGCACGGCAGUGCCCAAAGAUCUUCUUGUCUCGUUACGAGUUGUGAGGAUACUGACAGAGAUUAUCUAAGCACAUGCAAGCCUAAAAGUAAUCAGAAAUCCAGUCGAAACGAUGAACAUCCACGAAGACCAUGGAGAAGGGAUGAGACAGAGACAAUGAAAAUGAAAAUGAAAAUGAAGAAGAGUGUGUCCUUUGAAGAGGAUGUCAUUGUCUACCUGUUUGAUCAGGAAACACCCACCAUCAAGCUGCAAUCAGAACCCCGCACACCUCUGCCAUUUAAUUACCCCUGCCACCUGCCUGAUGUUAUGUCAGAAGACAACGACCUGCAGUGGGAGGAUGACUUCUCAGCUUUGGAGUUUGUCCGACAACCUGCUAAUGUUUCCCUGCAGACAAACAGCUGGACUUCUCGGACCGGUCCAGAGUGUUGCUUUCCGUCCCAAACUUGCCUGUUCCUCACCUAUGUCAUCGAGUCAGACCUUGAACUGUGACUUAAAAUGAUUGUUUAAGUUGGGAGACUCGUUAUUGGAGACUGAGAGGUCAGAGGAAGCAGCAGAAUGAAGUCCAAAGGGAAGGCUGUGAGACCCUCCAGGAGGCCCUGGUCUGACCCGGAGCCAGAGAAUGAACCGGACACAGAGCCUGGCUCCAGUGAGCAGGAAGGUUCAGAGGCCUCGGUCCAGAUCGGUGGCUCCUGGAGAGGCUCUCUGAGGAGUGGGAACGGGAGGCGCCGACAGGGAGGAGGAGCAGGGGGAGGAGGUGGGCGGCGACGCAGGAUGCAUGGCUCCAGCACCAAGGAGCGCAGUAUCCGGAGGCUGGAGAGCAACGAGCGGGAACGCCAGCGCAUGCACAAACUUAACAAUGCCUUUCAGGCGCUGCGCGAAGCCAUCCCACACGUGAAGAUGGACAAGAAGCUGUCCAAGAUCGAGACUCUGACUCUGGCUAAGAACUAUAUCAAAGCUUUGACCACCAUCAUCCUAGACAUGUCGGGGGCCUGCCUUCCCACUGAGGGAGCUCACUCAGAGGCCAGCACUGCCAGGCUGCUGCAGUGCUACCAGCAGCACCUGGAGGAGGAUGGGGAGGAUGGGCUCACUCAGUACCUCAACCACAUGCAGAGCUUUGGCCAGGAAAGCUAACAGACUGGGACUGUAAAGUGGUUUGAGGACCAGGAGACACCUACCUAAUUAUGUGCCCCAUACCAACUGACUGCUGGCCCACAGUGACUUGCAAAAGUUUUCAUACCUCAUAAACUCUUUCACAUUUUCUCACGUUACAACCACAAAAUGUAGUGCAUUUCAUUGGGAUUUGUGACAGACCAACCCGAAGCAGUGUGUAAUUUAGAGGAUGAAUGAAAAUGUUACAUGGUUUUCAUCAGUAUUUAAAAGUAGAAGACAAAAAAUAUGGAUUAAAUAUUUAUUCAGCCCUAUUUACUCCUAAAUAAACUCCAAUUUCCUUCAGAAAUGACCUAAUUAGCAGCAACAGCCCAUCUGUGGAUAAUUUAACCUCGGUAUAAAUGCAGCUGCUCUGUAAAGGCCUCAGAGGUUUGUUAGAGAACAUUGGUUAAUAAACUGCAUCAUAAAGACCAAGGAAAACAGCAGAUACAGAGGCUACAAAAUCCCAAACUCUGAACAUCUCACCAAGCUCUGACAGGCAAUCCCUCGUGCGAAAAACGAAGAAAUCUGCACACAAAUCUAUCAAAAAAGGCCAUAAGAAGUCCUGUUUGCAGGAGACGCAUCAAACCUUGAGAAGUGCCUUGAGACGACAUGUGUUGUGAAUUGGCGCUAUAUAAAUAAACUGAAUUGAAAACUGAAUUCAAACAUGUAGAAGAAGAUACUCUUGUUGGUCUACACACUAAACACCAAGUAUGACAAAAAACUAACACUGCACAACAUCCUAAACACAUACUUCCACAUUGAAACUUGCUGGUGGCUGCAUGAUGCGGUGGGGAUGCUUUUCUUAGGAAGGGUCAAAGAAGCCAAUCAGAGUUGAUGGGGAAAUUCAUGGAACUAAAUGCAGGGCGAUCCCGACAGAAAACCUGUUACAGACUGCAGAUGACUUAAGACUGGGGCAGAGGUUAACCUUUAAUCAGGGCAGUGACCCCAAACCUUCAACCAAAACUUCAAUGGAAUAGCUCAGAUCAAGGUAUAUGGAUCCAUUAGAAUGGACCAAUCAAAGUCCGGGCACAAGCUAAAUUUGCAAUCGGUGACAAGACUUGAAAACUGACUUUCACGGAUGUUUAAUCUCCUUUUGAGCUAAUUUGCAAAGAAAAAUUACAAUUAAUUUGUUGAUUUACAAAGCUGUUAGGUUCGUCAAACGAUUGAUUCAAUAGGCUGAUUCAAACACGUUUCAGGUCUUUAUUUGUAAGAAAUGUUGAAAACCAUGUAUCAUUGGAACGUUUUCACAUUCUAAUGAAAUGCACGAACGUUUGUGGUUGUAAAGUGAUAACGUGGAAAUGUUCAAGGGAUGAGGAUAGUUUUGCAAUGCAACCAUAAUCCUAUAAAACAUGCUUGAACAUGAUGAGGUGGGUGGUGUAGAAGAUGCUCAUCCUUAAAGCCAUAUAGUUUGAAACAUUCAUAAAGCAGAUAAAAAGACUGCAGUGAACACCAGUGUAAAAUGUGAAAUGCUUGUAGAAAAGAGGCCUGUCCCUUUUGCAAACCCUUUUUCUUUUGUUGUCCAAAGGACCUUGUUCUCUUUUGCACUAUCUUGUGAUCUCCCUAUGUGUUUUGUUAGGAAACUUGCUGACUGUAGCCUCUGGUCAUAACUGUCACAUUCAGGAAGGUCUGAAUAUUCUAAUGUUGCAAGAGACCACAUGUGAUCAUAGUAAUCAAUUACAACUAAACUGAGAAGGCAUUUGCAUCGUCUUCUGCAUCAUAAGCUGAUUGGCUCUUUAAAGUGUGUUUGUUCUUUUUUCCUACUGCGUUUUCACUCAUUCCAAAGGUUUUGUAAAAAUAUGAAGACUAUUUGAAUAGUUGCAAUCAAUAAAACCAUUUAUUUAUUGACA